Molecule: messenger RNA, 1708 nt
Organism: Nicotiana attenuata
Lineage: Eukaryota; Viridiplantae; Streptophyta; Magnoliopsida; Solanales; Solanaceae
Product: serine hydroxymethyltransferase 4
Exons: 4
Coding region: 75-1490 (471 amino acids)
Biological process (GO): L-serine catabolic process; folic acid metabolic process; tetrahydrofolate interconversion
Cellular component (GO): cytoplasm
Molecular function (GO): serine binding; cobalt ion binding; glycine hydroxymethyltransferase activity
Source: RefSeq, a predicted model, not a curated record
UGCCAUCAUCUCCUCUGUUUUCUCCAUUUCUUCUUCAGACACACUAUAUUCAAACAUCCUCAAUUUCCUCUAACAUGGAUCCAGUUUCAAUCUGGGGCAAUACACCCUUAUCAGAAACCGACCCGGAAAUCCACGACCUUAUCGAAAAAGAAAAACGCCGUCAAUGUCGCGGCAUAGAACUAAUCGCAUCGGAAAAUUUCACGUCGUUCGCCGUAAUCGAAGCCCUAGGCAGCGCCUUAACUAACAAAUACUCAGAAGGAAUGCCAGGUAACCGUUACUACGGCGGCAAUGAAUACAUAGACGAAAUCGAAAACCUAACACGUUCCCGCGCUUUACAAGCUUUUCACGUGGAUCCCACGAAAUGGGGUGUUAAUGUUCAACCAUAUUCAGGUAGUCCAGCUAAUUUUGCUGCAUAUACAGCAGUUUUAAAUCCACAUGAUAGAAUUAUGGGAUUGGAUUUACCAUCAGGUGGGCAUUUAACACAUGGGUAUUAUACAUCUGGUGGGAAAAAGAUUUCAGCUACUUCAAUUUAUUUUGAGAGUUUGCCUUAUAAGUUGGAUUCAAAAACCGGGUAUAUUGAUUAUGAUAUAUUGGAAGAGAAGGCAUUGGAUUUUAGGCCUAAGUUGAUUAUUUGUGGAGGGAGUGCUUAUCCUAGAGAUUGGGAUUAUAAAAGAUUUAGAGAUGUUGCUGAUAAAUGUGGGGCUCUUUUGCUUUGUGAUAUGGCUCAUAUUAGUGGCCUUGUUGCUGCUCAGGAAGCAGCAAAUCCAUUUGAAUACUGUGACUUGGUCACUACUACUACCCACAAAAGCUUGAGGGGUCCAAGGGCGGGUAUGAUCUUCUACCGGAAGGGUCCCAAGCCACCAAAGAAGGGCCAGCCUGAGGAUGCAGUUUACGACUUUGAAGACAAAAUCAAUUUUGCUGUUUUCCCCUCUCUCCAGGGCGGUCCUCACAACCACCAGAUCGGUGCUUUAGCCGUGGCUUUGAAACAGGCCAUGACUCCUGGUUUUAAGGCCUAUGCUAAGCAAGUGAAGGCAAAUGCUGUUGCUCUUGGCAACUACCUGAUGAGUAAAGGAUACAACCUCGUCACUGGCGGGACUGAAAACCACCUUGUUCUUUGGGAUCUUCGCCCUCUUGGUUUGACUGGUAACAAGGUUGAGAAACUCUGUGACCUUGCCAACAUUACUGUUAACAAGAAUGCUGUAUUUGGUGAUAGCAGUGCUUUGGCCCCUGGAGGUGUUCGUAUUGGUACUCCCGCCAUGACAUCGAGGGGUUUGCUUGAGAAGGACUUUGAGCAGAUCGGCGAGUUCCUUCAUAGGGCAGUGACAAUCACCUUGAACAUCCAGAAGGAGCAUGGAAAGCUUUUGAAGGACUUCAACAAAGGUCUGGUUAACAACAAAGAAAUUGAAGAACUUAAAGCAGAUGUUGAGAAAUUUGCUUCUUUUUUUGACAUGCCUGGCUUCAAGAUGUCUGAGAUGAAGUACAAGGACUAAAUAUGAUACUUUGUACCACUGCUGCUCUUGCUUUUUUUCAUUUUUUUUUUCUUUUGUUUGGUUUAAGAAAAAAUUUCCCUUGAAGUUUAUUCAUUUACUAAGAAGAAAAAUUAUUAUUAUGCCUUGUUAUUGUACUUUGUAUGUUAGGUUAGUGAUUGGAUCUUGUCAUGAAAGAAGUUUGUAGUUUCCCUCUGAUUUAUAUCCCUGUUUGAUUUCAA